GUGUUUUUUUUUUUUUUUUUAGUUAGAGUAAAAUUUGUAGCUGAAAGUAAGGCAUUCUACGAAGGACAUCAGCAACACUUCAUUUUUCCAUUUUAAGCAUUAAAUGCAUUAUAUUUUGACAGCUGCGGUAGAGCGAAGAACGUCGUUGCGGUUUGGAAUAGGUAAAUAGUAGAUCUGUAUAUAAUCUUACGCUAUGGAAAGGAAUGUGUUAAGUGCAUUUAUUCAAGCAUCGGAAAAAGCAGCUAAUAUAGCAAGAGCGUGUCGACAGAAUGCACAUUUAUUUGAGCUCCUUGUGCAAGAAAAGGUAGAUGACGAGAAAAACCCUAGAUUUGUACACGAUUUCAAGACUCUGGCUGACGUUCUGAUACAAGAAACGAUAAAACAUGAUAUCGGCGAACAGUUUCCGGAAUUAGCGCAGCAUAUAAAGGGAGAAGAGAGUAAUAAAUUUCAAAACACUCUGGGUGAAAGUAUAACGGUUGAAGUAAAAGCUGACAAAGAUUCUACAGCAGCGCUGUUGAGUAAGGUUCUGAAUGGGGAUACAGUGGCUGCAGGUUUGCUGGCUGAUGAAGUUCAUAAGGUGGUGCCACUGGAGGACGUGAACCUCGCCAACUCCACACUGCCUCACAAAGUUGAGCUGCCUGUCGAGCAUUUGGGUGUCUGGAUAGACCCUAUUGAUGCGACUUCUGAAUACAUCAGGGGCAAGGAGACCCCAUCGACCAUUAAUGGUUUGUACUGUGGUGGCUUGCAGUGCGUCACCGUUCUCUUGGGAGUGUUCGACAGGUCGACCGGUUGUCCAGUGAUGGGUGUUGUAAACCAGCCUUUCUUCAUUCACGAUGAUGACAGGUGGAUCGGAAGAUGUAUGUGGGGGAUAAGUCACAAUGAUACAAAUGUCAACUGCAUUCCCAAACCAGAUUUAUCACCUAAAGAAAAGGUGGUGCUGGUAGGCUCCGGCGAGUCGGAGGAGCUGCGAGAGAAGCUGCGAGCGUCGGGGGCAGUAGUGGUACGCGGUGUGGCAGGGGCGGGCCACAAACUGGUGGGUGUGGCGUUGGGGCUGGCGGACGCGUACGUGCUGACGCGGCCCACCACCUUCCUGUGGGACACUUGUGGGCCGCACGCACUGCUGCUCUCGCAGGGCGGCGGUGUCGCCAGCUGUGCCAAUCCGGGCACGCAGCUCACCUACACUGGGAGUGUUGGCACCUGCAACGAGGGUGGCAUCGUCGCGUACCGUGACCGCACCUUCCUGGAGGCUCUGCUUGACCGUGAGCUGCAGGAGUCGGUCCUGCCGCUCGACCCGCAGGCAUCUGGCGACCCACAGGCAUCUGGCGAUCCACCCCAGUGAGAGGCUAUGACGCCUCGGAAAGUACCGUCUGUCGACUGUGGACAAUUAUAUUUUUCCCGCCAUUUUAAUGUCAUUAUCCCGUAAGUGAGUGAAGUUGUCUCACAGACUGCAGUGGAGUCUGCUGUGACAGCAGAUGAAAAUUAUAUGCCUUACUACAAUUUUAACUGUUGUCUACUCCCGAAUGCAUUACGAUCCCUGGUGAUCCGGUCUGCCCCUUUGGCCCGAUCUCAUAUGCCUCACUGCUGAGUGAAAAGUGUUUUAGAGGUAGUGAACUGGAGGUGAUGCAUUUUGCAAACGUACCUGUAUGUAUAAAGAUUCGAAUUGGUGAUCUCAUAUGCCUUUUUUUUAGUGAUUUUUUUGCAAAUUGAAUAUAGCAAUUACAAAUGACCAUAACUAUUUAAUGAGUACUGAUACAUUGAUAAACAUUCCAAGAAUGUAAAAUAAAACAAAUUCGAGAAUAUUUUGCAUAAUUUAUAGGAGUUACCUUUAGUCAUACAGACAACAUUUAAGCAGUAAUCCGUUCUGAAGAAUUAGAAUUAUACAUUUGAGUUCUGGAAUGGUUUUUGGCAAAGGCACAUGUAUAAUAUCUUCAACAUAACCCAAUAAAAGGAAAUCCGUGGGUAUCACGUCUGGAGAUCUAGGUAGCCGAAAACGAAACACAGUGUCUUCGUGUCCAAUACAACUUAUCGGCAAUGGUUUGGAAGAUGUCAAUUUAAAAAUGUGUGAACUUCAACAACCAUUGGGACGCUUCAUCUUGCUGAAAUGUGGUAUCGAUAUAAGCUAUGGAAUCAGCCAUUGCUAAACCACGUCUAGGUAAAGAUAUCUCAAAAUGCAUAGUUCAGCACACAAAAAUGGACUUCACAAUGACAUCACACAGAACACAUUAGCCUCCAGUCAAUUGCACAGAUGUUCUGUUGUACAUGAAGGCUUUUCUGUACCUAUAUUCGAAUGUUGUCCCAGUUAACCCUUCCACUUAUGUGGAGGGUUGCCUCAUUGCUAAAAAUGAGAUCUACAGCAAAUGUUCCUCCCUCUAUAGCUUCCAACAUUACUAUUGCAUAAUUCUGAUGGUUAUAAUCAUUUGUAAUUACUGUAUUAUUUCUAACUGUUAUGUACAUGUUUAUAGUAAUGUCACAUCUACAUUGAGAAGGUAGUGUUACCUUGCCAGAUAAUUAAUCAGUCAGUUGUAAUGCUGAAUCCUCGUUUCUGUCCUGUCAGUUUUUUCUCUGCAAGUGGAAGAUCCUUAAGGCAGCCAAGGAAGUGCAAUAAAAAAGCGGUAUGUUUAGUACUGCAAAUAGACUCGUGUAAAAGCACAUGGCACUAUUCUAGCUUUGGAGCUCUCCUGUGUCUUGAGUGACCUUUCCUUCCUUUUUAACCUUUCCCAACCUUAUCCCUGUUUUCUCCUUGAGAAAGAAACCAAUAUUUCCAAAAGAUAGCAACAAGUAUGUUCCUUUAUGUGCAUCUGUUGGCAGUACUGCGUGUUUUGCUGCCUGAACAUUAAGUACUAGCAACGCUUCUGUCAUUAAUCUAAUUUUUAGCUUUCUCAAGUGAAUUUUAUUUUGAUACAACAAAUGAGUGAUAUUGUUUUGAUGUAAUUCAAAUGCUAGUCUUAUUUUACUGUGAAAUUUUACAAGUUAUGAUCAGAUAUUUGUCACACACAUGUAUCUGUUCUAUUGUUCGUAUAUUCAUUAAACAUG
This is a messenger RNA of Schistocerca nitens (vagrant locust), 3033 nucleotides long. RefSeq names its product inositol polyphosphate 1-phosphatase (gene Ipp). Lineage: Eukaryota; Metazoa; Arthropoda; Insecta; Orthoptera; Acrididae. Gene Ontology annotation, molecular function: inositol-1,4-bisphosphate 1-phosphatase activity. Bases 194 to 1339 code for a protein of 381 amino acids. The transcript is spliced from 6 exons. Gene Ontology annotation, biological process: phosphatidylinositol phosphate biosynthetic process. The record is from RefSeq and is a predicted model, not a curated record.